This is a messenger RNA of Amaranthus tricolor (Joseph's coat), 2234 nucleotides long. Its product is annotated as probable trehalose-phosphate phosphatase F. The coding region runs from base 598 to 1764 and encodes 388 amino acids. NCBI's taxonomy places the organism in Eukaryota, Viridiplantae, Streptophyta, Magnoliopsida, Caryophyllales, Amaranthaceae. Gene Ontology annotation, molecular function: trehalose-phosphatase activity. The transcript has 13 exons. The record is from RefSeq and is a predicted model, not a curated record. Gene Ontology annotation, biological process: trehalose biosynthetic process.
UAGAGCAUAACAUAACGCCUCCGAAUUGCCGUGUAAAACACGUCUUCUAGAAAACCUAUCAAACUCUAUAAAUACACAACACCUCUCCGUUCCCAUUUUCCUCCUUCAUUCCUAAGCAAUUCUACCUUCCUCCUUUAUUUUUUCUUCUAUUUCCGCCGUUUCCUUUCCCUUCAAAACUACCUUCUUCCUUUUAUACUCCCCGCCAUUCCCGUUUCUUCCACAACGACGACGUUUUGAGGGAUAUUUUCUGCAUUUUCUUUAUUCAGUUUUCUUCAGGCGAAAAGUCGGAGAUAUUCUUAGAAAUUUGAGGCUGGAGAACAAGAUUUACAGCUAUCUUGUGUAAAUGCAGCAAGGAUUCGAGAUGACGAGUAUUCAGAGAAUUCGUCAUUGAUGGACAGUGCAUUAAGCUGGAAACGGGAUUCAUGCUGCAGUGAUAAGAAAACUUUAAAUAGGUGGUUUUUCAUUGACAAGAGCGCAGGAUAGUUGAGUAGAUUACAUAAGUUAGUAACUGUGUUUUGAUUGGUUAUCCUUGUGAUCCAAGAAGUUAGACUCGGUAGAUUUACAUUCUUUGUUGUAAGAAAACUGGAUUCGGUAGACAUGAUCUCAGGCCAACCUUCCCCUAUUCUAACUGAUCCCGCUCCCAUCAAGGAAAGAGUUGGCAUCCAUCCGAGUACCCUUAUGACUUGCUCUCAGACGGGAGCAUCGUUCUCACCCGGGAUGUAUAUAUCUAUUCCUAAGAAAAAAGCCGGUUUGCUUGAGGACGUUCUUUCCAAUGGAUGGUUAGAUGCCAUGAAAUCGUCUUCACCUCCUCGUAAAAGGCACAUAAAGGACUUCAAUGUUGGGAUUGUUUCCGAAGACACUGACUUUAGUUAUUCUUCUUGGAUGAAUAAGCAUCCUUCUGCCUUGACUUCCUUCAAGCAAAUUACAGAUUUUGCCAAGGGUAAGAAGAUUGCAGUCUUUUUGGACUAUGACGGAACACUUUCUCCAAUCGUUGAUGACCCUGAUUGUGCACUAAUGGCAGAUGAUAUGCGUUCUGCUGUUAGAAACAUUGCCAAGUAUUAUCCAACUGCUAUCAUCAGUGGAAGAAGCCGCGAUAAGGUGUAUGAUUUAGUAGGCCUAGCCGAACUACAUUAUGCUGGUAGCCAUGGAAUGGAUAUAAUGAGCCCUGUGCACGAAAUGCCUAACGGACACUACUUGCUCUGUAAAGACUCCACCGAUAAGCAGGAAAAGGAAGUUAAUCUUUUCCAGCCUGCUACCGAAUUUUUGCCCAUGAUCGAUGAGGUUUUUAGAACCCUUGUUGAAAUAACAAAGGAUAUCAAAGGCGCAAAAGUUGAGAACCACAAGUUUUGUGCGUCUGUACAUUACCGUAAUGUAGAAGAGAAAAAUUGGCCAAUUGUUGCUCAGCUGGUCCAUGAUAUCCUUAAGAAUUACCCUCGUUUGUGCUUAACUCAUGGGCGGAAGGUUUUAGAGGUUCGACCCGUAAUUGACUGGGACAAGGGGAAGGCAGUAGAAUUUCUGCUUGAUUCCCUUGGGUUAGGGAACAGUGAUGAUGUGCUGCCAAUUUACAUAGGAGAUGACAAAACUGAUGAAGAUGCAUUUAAGGCGCUUCGAAAAGGAAAUCGAGGUUACGGUAUACUUGUAUCGCCAAUGCCCAAAGAUACCAAGGCAUCUUACUCUCUCAAGGACCCUUCAGAGGUCAAGCAAUUUCUGGAAGCCUUGGUGCACUGGAAGGAGCAGAAUUCCAGUUCGACGAACACGAUUUAAUUAACUAGUCUUUAUUAUUUUUAUAAAUACAUAUAUUAUUUAGUGUAGAGAUUAAAAUUUUGAAUUAAUGCAGCAAUGCAAAUGCAAAGGGCUGCCCAGCAUUGUUAUUAUUUGCAAAUUUCAGUCUUAGCUUGUAAUUUUUGCUUCUUUUUACUAAGCCUUAUAUUGAACAAAAUGUGUGUAUCACUCCACCUUUUCCAGUAAAUUUAUGUUUAAGGUGGAGAUUUAGCAGUGUAAUUGAAAAAUCUAGCAGUUAGUAUUUUGUUAAUUAAGUGACUGAUUAAUGCAAAGUAUUUUAUUUUAGAUGUUAUUACUCUUGAAGAUUUUUGGCUAAAUUAAUUAUUUACUCUAAUAGUUUCUCUUUGCUUCUGAAUGUCAAGGAACCAACUCAACUAAAAGCUUAAACUGAUGGUUGAGGCCCCAGGAUAUGUUAUAUACUCUAACAUGCCCUCUCACACGAGACCCCGUUA